Messenger RNA from Nomia melanderi (Alkali bee), 8661 nucleotides. RefSeq names its product Multi drug resistance 49 (gene Mdr49). The record is from RefSeq and is a predicted model, not a curated record. Gene Ontology annotation, molecular function: ABC-type oligopeptide transporter activity; ATP hydrolysis activity; ATP binding. Gene Ontology annotation, biological process: oligopeptide export from mitochondrion. NCBI's taxonomy places the organism in Eukaryota, Metazoa, Arthropoda, Insecta, Hymenoptera, Halictidae. Gene Ontology annotation, cellular component: mitochondrial inner membrane.
CGUUGCGUAAGCGUCUGGACGCCGAGGCACCGUUGCGUCAGUCGUUCGAAAGCUACUAAGCAUCGCGGUCCACACGAAAAGCGUCCGGGCCGAGAGAGAGCGAGAGAAAUAGCCGGCGCCGAGGCAAACCGAAGCGUGGCUUCAGUAAUUCGUACUCGCGAGAGGACGCCUGUACCGGGACGCCGAUUCAGCACGCGUGUGCGCCGAAACCCACCCCCCUGCACCCGACGUGUCGCUUUCUCACGUGCAGAUCCUACAGAUCGAGAGAUCAAGCUCGUCCUCUGACUAUUAGAAGCUGACUAAGUCCAGAUUCGAGUCCCGAGUUUCGGUCGACGAGUUUUCUCGAGUUCGCCAGCGGCGAGCCCUUCUGGUUGACGGUAGACAGCGUGGUCCCGUGCACGGCCGUUGGGAAACGCGUGCACUGUCAGCCCGCAUAGUGACGCCCGGUGAAGUCGCGAGGGAGACUUAUGAAGGGGUCCGUCAACGCACCGAGGCCCAUCGUUGAUCAGAACAGAUAUAUUUGGGAUAACGAUUGGAAGCAGUAGACGCUGACAAGAGUUGUUAAUUAAGAAUGCGCAAUGACACGGCGAAUUUAUCAGUGGACCGGAAACCCGCGCGAGAAGGCGCAGGGUAUGGAAAUGGAACCCCCCAAAACAAAUUCUCAUCGACAGGAAAAAAUAUUCUUGAAGUACACGCUCCAAGACGCGGAGAAGGAUAAAGAGGAAACUGAGUAUAUGCUACAAGAGAAUGGCAAACCGAUUGAGUUCGUGCCACCGCAAACGAAGGAGGACGACAAACCGGCCGCGCCGGAGCAAACGUUGCCACCAGUGCCUUACUUCAAACUCUUUCGAUUUGCAACAUGCGGGGAGCUGAUGCUGAUCGUCGGUGGCCUGAUCAUGGGAACCCUGACAGGCCUCUGCAUCCCCGUCUCGACGAUCCAGUACGGUGAAUUCACCACUCUGCUAGUAGAUCGUAACAUGGAGAAUAUCACUAGUACACCAACCCUUAUUAUGAAGUGGUUCGGAGGAGGAAAGGUCUUGGGACCGAACUCCACCUACGAGGAACGAAUGACUGCACUUUAUGACGACUCGGUAGCGUUCGGCGUGUCCUCGGCGGCGCUGUCCUGCCUUCAAUUCGUCUUCGCCGUGUUCACCGUAGAUUUCCUGAACGUCGCGGCUUCCAGGCAGAUUGUCAGGGUGAGGCAAAUGUUCUUGCGCUCCGUUCUCAGACAGGACAUGACAUGGUACGACAUCAACACGUCGACUAACUUCGCCAGCAGGAUUACCGAGGACUUGGACAAGAUGAAGGACGGUAUCGGCGAGAAGCUCGGGGUCUUCACGUACCUAAUGGUCUCCUUCAUUUCCUCCAUCAUUAUAUCGUUCGUUUACGGGUGGAAAUUGACGCUGGUGGUGCUCAGUUGCGCGCCGAUUAUCGUGAUAGCCACCGCGGUCGUGGCGAAGGUGCAGAGCUCCCUGACCGCGCAGGAAUUGAACGCGUACGGCCAGGCCGGAAACGUCGCGGAGGAAGUGCUAGGCGCCAUUAGGACAGUGAUCGCCUUCAAUGGCGAACAAAAGGAGGUGGACAGAUACGCGGAGAAGCUGGUGCCCGCCGAGAGGACCGGUACCAGGCGUGGAAUGUGGUCCGGCGUUGGCGGCGGUGUCAUGUGGUUCAUCAUCUACAUCAGCUACGCUAUUGCCUUCUGGUACGGUGUCCAGCUGAUUCUGGAAGACAGACCCAAGGACGAGAAGGAAUACACGCCCGCCGUGCUGGUGAUCGUGUUCUUCGGCGUGUUGGCCGGUGCUCAGAACAUGGGUCUGACGUCGCCGCAUCUCGAAGCGUUCGCGGUCGCCAGGGGUUCGGCCGCGGCGAUUUUCCAGGUGCUCGAUCGCACGCCGGCGAUCGACAGCCUCAGCAAGGACGGCCAGAGGCUGCCGUCCGUCACCGGCGAGAUCGAGUUUAAGGGCGUGCAUUUCCAGUACCCCGCCAGAAAGGACGUGAAGGUGCUGCAAGGCUUGAAUCUCAAGAUCAAUCACGGUGAAACGGUGGCGUUGGUCGGCGGGUCGGGGUGCGGCAAGUCGACCUGUCUGCAGCUCAUCCAACGUCUCUAUGACCCCUUUAAAGGACAAGUUCUUCUGGACGGCGUGGAGAUAUCGAAGCUGAACGUCCAGUGGCUCCGCUCGCACAUAGGCGUGGUCGGCCAGGAACCGGUGCUCUUUGACACGACGAUACGAGAGAAUAUCCGGUACGGAAAUGACAGCAUUACCGAGGAGGAGAUGAUCAAAGCCGCGAAGGAAGCGAACGCUCACGACUUCAUCAGCAAACUGCCCGAGGGUUACGACAGCCCCGUAGGAGAAAGGGGAUCGCAACUUUCCGGCGGUCAGAAGCAGAGGAUCGCCAUUGCGCGUGCCUUGGUCAGAAGGCCAGCCAUACUAUUGCUGGACGAAGCCACUUCCGCGUUGGAUCUUCACAGCGAGGCGACCGUGCAAAGAGCUUUGGACGCCGCGUCAAAGGGUAGGACGACCAUUGUCGUCACUCACCGAUUGUCCACGAUCACAAACGCCGACAGGAUAGUAUUUAUUAAGGAGGGACAAGUGGUCGAGCAAGGUACCCACGAAGAGCUGCUCGCGCUUGGGAAACACUACUACGGCCUGGUUUCCGCUGACGCCAGCGCCACUGCCAGAGCAAAAGCAACAGCAUCAGCAGCGAAAACGGUCACGGCGGCCAUACCGAAGCAGAAGCCGCCAUUGAAGCGGCAAUUCUCCACUCUGUCGAUGCACUCUCAUCGUCUGUCAUUGGCUGGCGCGUCGGAGACCUCCGUCAAUCAGUUGGAAGAGCACGAGAAACAAUACGAUGCGCCGAUGAUGAGGAUAUUCGGGCUGAACAAGCCGGAAUGGCCUUUCAAUAUAAUCGGUUGUCUGGCAGCAGCGAUGGUGGGAGCGUCUUUCCCAGCGUUCGCCGUGCUGUUCGGCGAGGUGUACGGCGUGCUGGGUCUGCUAGACGAGGACGAGGUGCGCCGGCAGACCGUGAAGUUCUCGAUCCUCUUCCUGAUAGUCGGCGUGGUGACCGGCGUGGGCACGUUCCUGCAAAUGUACAUGUUCGGUUUGGCCGGUGUCCGGAUGACGACGAGGAUCAGAAGGAUGGCGUUCACCGCGAUGCUGAAGCAGGAGAUGGGCUGGUACGACGAGGACACCAACAGCGUGGGCGCGUUGUGCGCCAGACUGUCCUCGGACGCUGGCGCGGUGCAGGGAGCGACGGGCACGCGUAUCGGCGCCAUCUUGCAGGCGUUGUCCACGCUGGUCCUGGGCAUCGGGCUGUCCAUGUACUUCACUUGGAAGAUGACGCUGGUCUCGGUGGUGUCCAUCCCGCUGGUGCUGGGCGCGGUGUUCUUCGAGGCGAGAGUGAUGAGCGGCCAGGGCCUGCAGGAGAAGAAGAAGAUGGAGGCGGCCACGAGGAUCGCCAUCGAGGCCAUCUCGAACAUACGGACCGUGGCCAGCCUGGGGAAGGAGGAGGCGUUCCUGCAGCGAUACUGCGUGGAACUGGACCACGUCGCUAAGGCGACCAGGAUCAGGAACAGGCUCAGGGGACUGGUGUUCUCGUGCGGGCAGACUACCCCGUUCUUCGGGUACGCGCUGAGUCUGUACUACGGCGGCGCGCUGGUGGCCACCGAGGGCCUGAACUACGAGGACGUGAUCAAGGUCUCCGAGGCGUUGAUCUUCGGCUCGUGGAUGCUGGGACAGGCUCUCGCCUUUGCGCCCAAUUUCAACACCGCCAAGAUAUCCGCUGGGAGGAUAUUCCAGCUGCUCGACAGGGUGCCGGAGAUCACCUCGCCGCCGGACUCGGAAGAUAAAGAUCUGGAUUGGAAAGCGGAAGGUCUGAUCCAAUUCUCGAAAGUGGAGUUCCACUAUCCGACGCGGUCGGAGAUGCCGAUUCUGCAGGGGUUGAAUUUGAUCGUGAAGCCGGGUCAGAUGGUCGCGUUGGUCGGUCAAAGUGGAUGCGGCAAGUCGACCUGCAUCCAGCUACUGCAACGGUUGUACGAUCCGAUCUCUGGCACGGUGACGAUGGACCGCCGUGACAUCUCGUCGGUCUCUUUGCGCAAUCUGCGCUGCCAGCUCGGCGUUGUCGGCCAGGAACCGGUCCUCUUCGAUAGGACGAUCGCUGAGAACAUCGCGUACGGCGACAACUCCCGUCAUGUGCCGAUGGAGGAGAUCAUGGAAGCCGCAAAGAAGUCGAACAUCCACAGCUUCGUCAGCUCUCUACCACUAGGGUACGAUACUAGGUUAGGAUCUAAAGGAACGCAGCUCUCCGGCGGGCAGAAGCAGCGUAUAGCGAUAGCUCGUGCACUGGUCAGGAAUCCACGGAUCCUGCUCCUGGACGAGGCCACUUCCGCGCUUGACACUCAAAGCGAGAAGGUCGUGCAGGCCGCCUUGGACAAGGCGAUGGAGGGCAGAACGUGCAUCACCAUUGCGCACCGUCUGGCCACAAUAAGGAACGCGGACGUGAUCUGCGUGCUGGAGAAGGGAACCGUCGCCGAGAUGGGUACUCACGACGAUCUAAUAGCGGCGGACGGCCUCUACGCUCAUCUCCACGCUCUCCAAGAGGCCGCGAUGGAGUAAAGCCGCCGGGGGCGGACGAGGCCGCGUCUCCAGGACGUUUCUCGGGCCGGCGGACACGCCGGAAACGAGCCAACGAGUCCGGCCGGCAGCCGCCGAACGGAUCGAGAAGAGUGAAACGCGUAUUACUCGGAAACAGUCGAACAUCCAGCGAGAAAGUCGAAGCUGCGGGGGUCGAACAUGUUCCUCGAGUGCUUAUUCUCCGGCUCUCCUUUGACACUGUUCCGUCUCGCGGGCUGGACACGGCAGAUCCUCGCGAUUUUUCUUCGUCUGCUCGUUUUCACGAGGCUCCUUUGACGAACGCUUUCAGAAAGGAACAGUCGAGCUGCUGCGCAAUAAAAUGCAAUUACCGGCGAUCGAACGGAUCUUUCUGGUCGGUUUCUACGAGCGGAGAGAGUUCGGAAUUUCAGUUCGAAAUUCGAUACGAAUAUUCAUUUUUACUUGUUUAUCUAGGAACUGAAGUUUAAUCAUUUGCGGACGAAGACUCUUUGAAAUAUAGAAAACCGUCGGCAGAUGAAGCUAAAUUAGAUAUCGAUUGCUUAGAUAAUUUGGGAAACUACACACUGAUCUGCUAUUUAGUAAAUCACUUGUUUGCGACUUCGCAAAUAUGAACAUCUCUCGCCAAAAUGUCGACGUUCGUCCGCAAAGGGUUAGUCUCGAUUCGUUAAUACGGAAACAUUUAAGAGAUUCGAAGAGUUCGGUUUAUCUUCGUUUUCUCGAUUUUCGAGAAACGCAGGAACGAUCCGCGAUUCGCUUGUAAUAUUCACAGCAGUCACUGUAUGAACUUCCUGUUGGAUUUUAUUGUGCAGCCUCAGACCUGCCGCGCAGCGAACUCGAAUCCCAUUAGCAGUCCCCGUUGUUUUCGUUCGUUUUGUAGACGUGGACGGAACUCACCUCCCCGCAGGCCAAUUUCCGUUCCGAAACCGGAAACUGUUGGCUCGCCCGGCCAUCGAAGCCGCAAAUCCUGUCGGCGACACGUCGAAUCGUUAUCCGCUUCCCUCGCCCCCCCUUCCCGACAACUUUCACGCGGCCGAUACGCGGCCCCGCUCGUCCCGAACGAGAAAACGUGUCGCUUUCUGCUCCGAAUGGACACCGCCGCGCGCGUCUCGCUUGCACCGGGACCUCUGUCCGCGACGCCGGUUUUCACGGUUCGCAGUUUUACACGAUCCCCGCGUUCCGCCGAUCUUGUCGAUUAUUUUCGAUCGACUCGCCGCCGAGAACACGGCGCUGUCGCGAGUGAAUACCUCGGUGAUGCUGGAGUGACGUCUCGCUGAAAGGGAUAUCAGUGCGCGGAUAUGCGACGGGUGAAACGCAACGAUGGAAGAUUUUCACGGAUUUUCGAAGCAUCUCUUAAGAAUAUUAUUAUAUUCAAGAUUGAUAUUUCAUCGCAGAAUUUCGCGUUGCAGAGUUCUCUAACACUAAAAUUACCAAGCAGAUAAAUUGACAUUUUGAAAUUUGUGUAUAGAAACUAUGACAGUGCGGCUAUUGAAAUUUUAAAUGAUUUAAAAUUCAGUUAUUACUAAAAUAAUUUCUCUAGUAAUUUCUCAGAAAAACAUUUAUCUUUUUAAUAAUUGCAAGAGGAAGGAAUCAGGGGUCAUUUUGACCCGUCUGGUAGUUUUAGUGUUAUACAUUUCUCCAUUAUGCCGGAUAAGAGUUUCAGAAAUUUAUCAAAGUGUCGAUAGAUAAAGAGAGCAAUUCGAGCGACAGUAUUCUAAACAGCAGCUUCAUUCGCGAAACGCGGGUCUAAAAAUCGAGAAUCCCCGAAUCGUGAAAGUGGCUAGUUCAAGAUCGAAAUCCCGGCCGUCUCAAUUGCCGAAGGUGCAAGCGGAUUAUACUUCCGGCAGAUGUCCAUAACCUCUAUAUUCUACACCCGAGAAAUCUACCGUUUCCCUGGUAACUGCCCUAACACUCGACAGACGUACAACCUUUGCCCUGUUCACCCCUAGCCUUCGACUUCUCGUUGCCACGAAGCUUCCGGAUCCUAAGAAAUCCGAUGGAUCCAUCGCGUGGAUCGUAAAUCCCUCGUUGCUCGUGCCUUAACGAUUUGCGUGCUUCGCGAACGAAGACGUGGGAGAAACGAUCAAAAUCAAGACGAGGAGAAAGAUGAAUAUAAUUAAUCUCGAGGUCACCUUGAGAUUAACGCGUUCCUCGCAAGCAUGCGACGUUGCCAGCGAACGUGUUGCUAUAUUAGGAAGGCCAGGAAGUCUUGCAUCUUUAUAUAAUCUCUAAAUAAUCUUUAAUAUUCGAAGAACGAUUUCGCUAUAUUGAAUAAUACCUCGGUAAAUACAUUACCUACUUCAUUAGAGACUUCUCCAUUAUCGUUCGGUUUACUUAUUCCCGAUACUUACUCGUGCAUCGCAAUGCGAGCAGAUCGAAGUACGAAAGAAUAAGACUGUUUGGCCAGCCUAAUGUAUUGAUUAUAUAAUAAAAACGAGAACAAGCUGUAAGAUAAACCGAGGAACGUUCGGGAGGUACGCGCGGCGACGUCGGACUCGGAAUUUCAAAUGAUCGGAUCCGAGCGCCGGCGAUCCGUCGGGAUCGAGAGCAGAGAAUGUCGCUGGAGGACGGAGGCGCGUCGGCCGCGAGCGCGAAAACGUUCGCGGAACUGUUCCCGGGAAACUGAUCCGCGGCCGGGGGCCGGAUUUCCGUUUCCGAGCUCCGCGACAGAUUCUUUCCCCGAACUUUGUGCCUUCACUUCGUACACUUUAGCCGUAAGAUUGCCCGCGAUGUGCUCGAGGCUUAUCAGCUUGAACGGUGAGAUGCUUGACAGUUUUAGCGUUUCGUAGAGCCUUUCUUCGACCUCCCUAACGGUUAUUGUAUCAUGGUGUCCAAUCGGCUCGCUGGUUUUUCUUUCGAAUUUCCUCCCGAUCUUGUCUUCUUUAGAAAUGAAUAUUAUCGUUUUAUUUUAUAUGGGUUAAUAGUGGCUUCUUAACAUCCGAAAAUGUUCGAUUCGAGAAUUGAGCUAAGACGAGAGAUCACAUGGAGAAUCCGUGGGAAACCAGUGGAACUUAUUGGACUACCUUCAUUCUGGAAUCCUAUUGCACUCCGAGGAUUUUGUUUUAAAUAUUUUCUAUUUCGACAGAUUUCCAUUGCCCCUUAGAUCGAGAAUGAUCGUUAGUAUCGUUGAUGGACUGCGGGUUUCGUGUAUUCGUUUUGGUUUAUUAGCACUAGAACUACCGGGUGCAUCAAUUCCUAGCUUCUUCUUCUAGAAUUACUGAAAAACUACAGAUACUCCUUUCAGAAAUCAUUAGAAACUGGUUUAAGUGCUCGGAUAAAAUUGGAAAGGAGGUAAAAUCAUCCUUUGUAGCUCUUGAAUGACUCCAGCGAGUCACUUCUAAUAUUUCAGAAUAUCAACACUAAAACUACCGAGCAAUUAGAGUGACUCAUUUCUAAGUUUCUAUAAAAAUCAACAAUAUUUUACAAUUCUUCACAAAAGCCUCAUAAUUUCAAUACUUACUAAACAUUCUAAAAUAAAUCCAUUUGAUCCGUCUGGUAGCGUUAGUGUGAAAUUCUAAGUUUCUAUACAAUUCUCUACAAAUCAACACGCAAAAGCGUACACAAAGAUCCGCAGUCCAGUCAUCGAGGAUCGCUUGCAAGCACGAGCGUCUUUCUUUCACUGUACUUAAACCGCCUCGAGACGCGAUCCCGGAGAAGGCCUCGAUCGUCUCCGGCUCGAUCGUCGAUCGAGCCGUGAAUCCAUUUAGCGCUUUGUACCGCCGACGACAAUACAAUGUAGCCGUAGACCCCCCUUGAUCCAGGAACAAGCGUUCGCGACCGGUAGCGUUUUACCGUUUGCUAAUCGUAGAAUUAAGUGCCCAGAAGACGGUCGACCGUGUCGCUCCCGUUCACCCGGUAGAUCACGGUCGCCGUCCGUUUUUCUUGCGUACUUAUCGCGACACCCGGAGCGACUCAAACACAGAGAAAAAGAGAACGAACAAGUACAAUCGUCACCCGCGACGAACAAACGCUGCGCCGACACUAGAACUACCGAGUAUUUAAUAUAAUUAACAUGUAACUCUUAUACAGAUUAUAAAAGUCUAUUUUUUCUUAA